Messenger RNA from Molossus molossus (Pallas's mastiff bat), 3235 nucleotides. It is a transcript of the gene VCF1, whose product is annotated as family with sequence similarity 104 member A. NCBI's taxonomy places the organism in Eukaryota, Metazoa, Chordata, Mammalia, Chiroptera, Molossidae. Bases 21 to 713 code for a protein of 230 amino acids. The transcript has 5 exons. The record is from RefSeq and is a predicted model, not a curated record.
GGUACCACGGCGGCUGCGACAUGGGGGGGCGCGGAGCAGACGCCGGAAGUGGUAGUGGUACCGGUCCCACCGAGGGGUACUCACCACCGGCAGAGUCCACCCGAGCCGCGGCGAGAGCCAAGGCCCGAGGGGGUGGGCGUGGCGGCCGCCGAAACACAACACCCUCUGUUCCGUCUUCUCGCGGAGCAGCUCAGCGUCGCUCCCCUCCACCGGCUGCCAUGAGCGAGCGCCUCCGCCCCAGGAAAAGGAGAAGGAAUGGCAAUGAAGAAGACCACCAUCUUCCCCCCCAGACCAAAAGGAGUAGUAGAAACCCUGUCUUUCACGAUUCCUGGGACACAGAGAUAACUUCCCCGUCGGCCUCUGCUCAGUCUCCACGACCUCCGUCAUCUCAGCAGAUCCCUAGCGUCCUCACUCCUAAGACAGUACCUGUAACGAAAAACAAAGAAAGCAGACUGAGAGGAAACAGAGUGUUCUGCGCGUCUUCAAGCAGCGACAGUGGCGGGAGCAGCAGCAGCAGCAGCAUCAACAGCCCGGACAGGGCCAGCGGGCCAGAAAGCAGCUUAAACCACAUCGUCACCGGGUCCAGCCCCAACACCCCUCAGCCCGUGCCCGAGCAGUCCGCACUAUGCCAAGGCCCUUACUUCCUCAUCAACCAAACCCUGAAGGAGGCCCACUUUCAUAGCCUGCAGCACCGAGGACGGCCGCCGACAUGACGGGCUGGCGCUUUCUUGCCUUCUGUGAAGGGACAGUGCUGUGCAGAUUUGAUAUUUCAUCUUACGGUGUUUUAAAAAAAUUGCACACAAAAAAUGCCUGUUGCCUUUUCAGUCUAUAUUUGAAAUAACAGGUUAACAGGCAGUUGUUUACUUGUGGUUUUGCUGCACUAUUGCAAUUUUAAAGGGGCUUUGAAGCAAUUUUUUAUAGGAUUCUUUUGAGGGUGGGUAUCAGAUCCAUGUCACGGUAAUGGUAUGAGGUAAUCUCAUCUGCGUGUUGAAUCCAUAGUUUGUCCAAUUCAGACUGAUUUCCAAAUCUGUCAAUUAGCAAUUCUACUUUAUGUAAAAAGGCCUUUUAAAAAUGCGGGAUCUUCAAUUUUUUAAAUUCAAUAAACUAGUAAAGAGUAUAUAGUUUCCAUGAAAAAACAUACAUUUUUUUCCCAAAAUAUAGACCUUGAUUCAGUCUUGCACUGAAAUUGCCAUACUACCUCUUAGUAUGUAGAUGUCCUGUUGAAAAUACUCUCCUUUGUACAGAACAGUCAGAUCCAAGUGAGACUGUGUAAGCAAAGCACCCUCCCUAAUAACCGUGUCCUCUCUUUGUUAUGUAUUUGUAUUUCCAGAGAGAAUGUCUCUCAGACUCUUGUAUACCCAGAUAACCUGUCACCGUUACUGCUCGAGAGCCUACAUCUCAGACUUGGCAGGAAACACUGCAGCUCCGACAGUCAAAUACAUAACGAUUUGUUGUCUUGCUCACAGACUCGCUCUGUUGGCAGUUUAUGUGAUCUCACUGAUAACCCCACCUCGUAGUGUUGAGAACGAAGGCCUUGUUGAAUGCUGAAAAGUGUAAGUUAUCUGAACUGAAGUCUAAAGUCACAAGUGCUGUGGGACUGUUGGCCAAGGACUCAGUUUACGCUUAAAGUAACCCCCUAACAGUAAGUAGGGGCCACGUUCCACCACUGAAACUGGAGACUGGCACGGCUUAGCAACAAAUGAGCAGAGGCACCUUUAGCUGAAAUGAUGCAGUAGUAUUUAUUUGGAGAGACGGCUAUGUCCCCAUGUUAUUUAGUCAUAUUAGAGAGCCAACCAAGUUUGAAUAAUGAAGGUGUAGAUGAGUCUUCUUCCUCACUGACAAGCUGUCUGAAUAAGGAGCCAGGAUGUGCUGGGUCAUCUGCUCGGGAGGGGGCCGGGGGGACCACCUGCCGUUGCGUGGAGAGGAAAGUGCCUUAGCGUCCAGCAGACCCUCCUGCCUGCCCACAGCCUCCCGUCCACUCCCACGCCCAGCGAGUGCACGCAGCACGCAGCAGGCCUGAGGAGCACGGAGGCUCUGGUCGAGGGGGCUGGAAAAGGACAUGGGGACAAGUAGAGCCGAAGAUGGAGCUACUAGAGGGAAAGGAUGAGCACCUUUCCAUGGGCUGCUCCUCUGCUACAGACGGGACUGAAGGGUCAGUGACUUGAAGCAGAAUGUAGAAUUGUGAGGGGAGGUUGCUGCGCAAGCCACUGCUUACAGAGUGGGCGGUUUGUGCGAGAAUUUUUUUACUACCAUCUUCCGAGUUUUAAAAACACGUUUGACAAAAGAUUUUGGAUCUCAGUGGGUUUGAUGGCAGGGAACAUGGGAAGGAUUCAUUGCUAAGAUCUUGUCUAGCAAUAAAGCAGACAACUAAAUGCUGUAAGAAGCCAGCAUUUGAGCUCAAACCACACGUAUACAACACAAUGCAGAAAUACUCAGGACUCCACCUGCAGGCUAGUGGAGGCAGCCGACUAAACAAAACGUGUUAACAAGAAAAUGUAAAACUCGAGAAAGAAAUUUCCUUUUAUUUACCACCCAAGUAAAAUAAAUGGAAGAUGAAACCAUCACCAAAACAAAUCAAUUCUUUUUCAAAUAAGUAUGAUGAUAGUGCUGGGUUAGCGGUUCUCUCUUAUCCUACAAAAACCAAGGAGUAACAACAUCCUGUCCUGCAUACUUUCUACAGCCUUGGCAGCCUGAGACCCAUUUCUGUUAUGAGGCUUCUUGAUAGUGUAAAUGGGCAUCUUUUAAACCUAUCAGCUCAAGCUAGUAAAACCUUGUACUUCUAUAAUGUGCCGCCAUUAAAAGCAGCAUUAGUGCAUUUUGUCAUUCAGUUCUUUAUUGAUUCUUUCAAGGGGAGCUGAUUGGGUGGUUUGGUGGGAGAUGGGACAGGAUCAACAGGGAUGAACCUCUUGAUUUCUGCACUAACCUGGGCUUUUGAUUCGAUGCUUCUGCUGGUUGAUUUGGCCUUUCGCGUGCUCGUCAUGCUCAGUGGAAGAAGUCCAAACCUCCAAGACAAGACAGAGGGAUUUCAGUAGCGUGUACAGGAAGCUGCGGGGCCCCCAGCAGCCUCGUAGAAUUGUUACCUGAUCUGACUGGAUGCCAGUGGCAGUAUGUUAUGGGGUUCUUGGGAGUUGAAUGCACUGCUCCUGGGGGUGAGCUGAUUCUCUGUACCAGUAACCAGUCCAAACAGAACCUGACAGACAAGAAAGAGGGUAUAAAGACAUGCCAGGCCAGUUAA